AUGAAAAUGGCGCUAUCUUCUUCAUCACCGUGUUGGUGUUCUUCCCCUACUCCGCUUCUUCCCUUCACCCAACGGCACCGUUUUGUUACUCUCAAACCCUAUACUCGUUCCCAACCUCACCACACCCUCGCCGCCGCGGACACCAGACCAUCUACUCCGUUAGUGCACUCCACCAGACAAGGGUUUGAUACCGUCAACAUUGCCGAAGAUGUCACUCAGUUGAUUGGAAAUACGCCAAUGGUAUUCCUGAAUAAAGUUACGGAGGGUUGUGUGGCUAACAUUGCUGCCAAACUUGAGUCUAUGCAACCUUGCCGCAGUGUCAAGGACAGAAUUGGCUAUAGUAUGUUAUCCGAUGCUGAAGAGAUUGGAGCAAUUUCUCCGGGGAAGACCGUUUUGGUUGAACCAACCACGGGAAAUACAGGACUUGGCAUUGCUUUUGUUGCAGCAACAAAGGGGUACAAACUUAUAGUCACAAUGCCUGCUUCUGUUAAUGUUGAGAGGAGAAUCCUUUUACGUGCUUUUGGUGCAGAGGUUAUUUUGACUGAUGCUGAGAAGGGGCUGAAAGGGGCAGUUGACAAAGCUGAAGAAAUUGUUCGCAGCACACCCAACUCUUACAUGUUUCGACAGUUUGAUAAUAUGAGUAAUACUAAGAUCCACUUCGAAACUACAGGGCCAGAGAUAUGGGAGGAUACCGUGGGUAAUGUUGAUGUAUUAGUUGCUGGGAUUGGAACUGGUGGCACCGUUACUGGCACUGGACGUUAUCUGAAAAUGAUGAACAAAAAUAUAGAGGUCGUUGGGGUGGAACCUGCAGACAGAAGUGUUAUUUCGGGUGACAGUCCUGGUUUCAUGCCAAGCAUUUUGGAUAUCAAACUGCUUGAUGAAGUUAUCAAGGUUACAAAUGUUGAAGCUGUUGAAAUGGCUAGGAGAUUAGCAUUGAAAGAAGGUUUGCUGGUUGGGAUUUCUUCAGGAGCUGCAGCUGCUGCUGCCAUAAAUUUAGCAAGACGGCCUGAAAAUUCUGGGAAACUUAUUGUGGACAAUGGCCCAUUGAAGAUUGAAGCUGCUCUCAUGGCACUGCCAUUCAAAGAAGUAGUUUUAAUCUUUGGAUUUUAUGCAUCAGAUGCAUCAUUUCGACAAAGUACAAUUUUGAAGCUGAGGUCUUUGAGGAAGCUAAAGGGGGGCACUGAGAUGAUACCAGGUGGGGCAAGGAAUAGUGUGGUGCUAUGGGCCAUGGAGAUGAGAUUGAGAAGACAAUUCCACAGAAAUGGAUUACUCUGA
Messenger RNA from Sphenostylis stenocarpa, 1275 nucleotides. NCBI's taxonomy places the organism in Eukaryota, Viridiplantae, Streptophyta, Magnoliopsida, Fabales, Fabaceae. The record is from the annotation of a GenBank genome assembly.